Pochonia chlamydosporia 170 is the source of this 1290-nucleotide messenger RNA. Its product is annotated as kinase domain-containing protein. Gene Ontology annotation, molecular function: ATP binding; protein kinase activity. The record is from RefSeq and is a predicted model, not a curated record. NCBI's taxonomy places the organism in Eukaryota, Fungi, Ascomycota, Sordariomycetes, Hypocreales, Clavicipitaceae. The coding region runs from base 1 to 1290 and encodes 429 amino acids. Gene Ontology annotation, biological process: spliceosomal complex assembly; protein phosphorylation; regulation of mRNA processing. The transcript has 2 exons.
AUGGUGGCAGAACACCGCGACCAGUAUGACUGGAUUGAAGGAGCAGAGUCGCUCGAAAAGUACAGAGUUGGUGGUUACCAUCCCGUAAUGAUUGGGGAUGUACUCAACAAGCGCUACCAAAUUGUCGAUAAGCUAGGGUAUGGGGGAUAUUCCACUGUUUGGCUUGCGCGUGACGUCGAGCAGAAGCUUUAUGUCGCCCUCAAAGUUGGCAUAUCGGAUUCCAGGCUCCACGAGACCACGAUACUGAGAAGUCUCUCAGACUUAGGCGGUAAAGCUCCAGGUCACAUCUCCUCGGAUCUUGUCGCUUCAUCAGGAUACGAUGCGAUUCCUCCGCUCCUCGAUGAAUUUACUGUGCGCGGCCCCAACGGAACGCACCCGUGUUACGCAACUGCUCCGGCGCAAUGUAAUCUCAGAGAUGCCUCCUUUUAUCACAUGUUCAGAUUAGAAGUGGCGAGGGCCUUGACUGUGAAACUUGUGUCGGCGAUUGCAUACAUGCAUAGCCAGGGCUAUAUUCAUGGAGAUAUUCACCUCGGCAACGCAAUGCUCAAACUUCCCUCCAGUUUGAACAACCUUUCCAUUGAGCAGCUGUACGACAAGUACGGACACCCGGAGACCGUCGACAUAUCCCGCGUCAACGGAGGCCCGCUGCCUCCCAAUGUCCCCAAAAAGGCAGUUCUACCACUUUACCUGGGCAAAAAUGCCAAUGAAAUGUCUCUGGCAGACACGCAGCUAGUUCUCGCCGACUUUGGCGAGGCAUUUGCUCCCGCGUCAAACAUGCGCCCCUGUGAAGACUGUCGAUCACCCUUGGCUGCCCGGCCGCCAGAAGCGCGGUUCGAGCCGCUAUCACCACUUUCAUUUUCUGCCGACAUUUGGAGCCUCGCAGUCGCCAUGUGGAACCUCGUUGCCAUGAAGCCCAUCUUUAGCGACGAGUUCGUCACACCCGACUCCGUGGUCGCGCAGCAAGUGGACGUGUUGGGUCCCAUGCCACCCCGUUGGUGGCAGCGGUGGGAGCAGCGCCAUCAAUUUUUUGAUGAAGCCGGAAAUUCUACACAAGGAGAAGAUGCAUCGCCACCCCUCGGCGAAGCAUUCGAUGCCUGGAUCCAAAAGUACAGGAAAAAGCACAACGUGGGCGUGUUUUCAGAGGACGAAAAGGCCGCAUUUCUACGUUUGUUGCACCGAAUGCUGUCCUUCGAUCCACAGAAUCGGCCAACGGCCAUGGAGGUGUUAAUGUCGGACUGGGUGGUUAACUGGGCAAAGCCGGACUUUGAACGGAGCAUGAAAGAAGUUUAA